GAGCGAUCGCUCUCCGUUGUUGACAGAUGAUAAUUUGACGUUAGCCGCACAGGUUGCUUUGUUUUGCUGCGAAGAUGCUGCGGCUCGAGAUCGUUUCAUUCCGUGUUGUGCUGUUUCUUGCCAUUCUCUGCUCUGCUAAGGCCGGAUUACCGCUGGUGGCGACUACUUGGGGGUUCACCAAUGCCACUUUGAGAGCAUACCAAUCCCUGACGGUGGGAGAGUUUGAUCCGAUCGAGGCGCUGGUGGAGGGAUGCAGCGUGUGCGAGCGGGAGCAGUGCGAUGGGACGGUCGGGUUCGGUGGCAGCCCGGACGAGAACGGCGAAACGACGCUGGACGCGAUGCUGAUGGACGGGAAGACGAUGGACAUCGGGGCGGUGGCGGCGUUGCGCGACGUGAAGCAUGCAGCCGAGGUGGCCAAGUAUGUGCUGCGGAACACCAAGCACACGCUGCUUGCCGGCAGCCAGGCGACGGACUUUGCCGUCAUGAUGGGCUUCAAGCGGGAGUCGCUCCAAACGGACGCGUCCAAGAGUAUGUGGAGCGCGUGGAAGAAUAAUCACUGUCAGCCAAACUUUUGGAAGAACGUGAUUCCUUCUCCAUCAAUGUCUUGUGGUCCGUAUGAACCAGUGUCCGCCAACUCCGUCCAACCGGACCCUAUAGCAGAGCUUUCUUUCGAUCGAUCUGGGUAUGAUUUCGGGCAAUACAACCACGAUACGAUUAGCAUGAUCGUAAUUAACGAAGAAGGACACGUGGUGGCAGGAACGUCAACGAACGGAGCUCGUCAUAAGAUCCCUGGGCGGGUGGGAGACUCUCCAAUACCGGGGGCCGGAGCUUACGCAGACUCCGAAGUGGGCGCAGCAGUAGCCACCGGGGAUGGAGACGUUAUGAUGCGCUUUUUACCUUCCCUGCUGGCCGUGGAGGCGAUGCGGAAUGGUGUAGAUCCUACUGAGGCUGGACAGCAGGCGAUUGCAAGAAUUGCCAAGUACUAUUCAUCGUUUGUCGGAGGGAUUGUCGUUGUGACGAAGGAAGGGAGGUAUGGGGCGGCUUGCCAUGGGAUGAACGAGUUCCCAUACUCGGUGGCCGAUGGCACCGAAGCCAAUGGAGCCGUGCGUGUACUAACCGUCAAAUGCUAACCGGUAUAAAGGGAUUAAAGGAGGGAUUACAUUCGCAACAACAUCGAGUACGACUAAUCCUGGCAACCCGGAAUCCACCCCCUAAAGUUCGAGCAGCAAUUAAUACAAUCAUAAUAAAAUUAUCGUCAUCAAAAUUUUAAAUCCA
Anopheles arabiensis is the source of this 1275-nucleotide messenger RNA. RefSeq names its product putative N(4)-(beta-N-acetylglucosaminyl)-L-asparaginase CG1827. Bases 75 to 1130 code for a protein of 351 amino acids. The transcript is spliced from 3 exons. Gene Ontology annotation, molecular function: N4-(beta-N-acetylglucosaminyl)-L-asparaginase activity. Lineage: Eukaryota; Metazoa; Arthropoda; Insecta; Diptera; Culicidae. Gene Ontology annotation, biological process: protein deglycosylation. Gene Ontology annotation, cellular component: lysosome. The record is from RefSeq and is a predicted model, not a curated record.